Molecule: messenger RNA, 1509 nt
Organism: Lathyrus sativus (Indian pea)
Lineage: Eukaryota; Viridiplantae; Streptophyta; Magnoliopsida; Fabales; Fabaceae
Source: the annotation of a GenBank genome assembly
AUGGCUACUACUAUCUUCCGAGUCGCUUCCUCCACCGCUCCUCCUCUGCGCCACGACGCAACACCGCUACGGAAAACUUCCGUUUCUAACGCUUUCUCUUUCCCGUCAAUUUGUUCUGACAGGAGAAUUGUUAGCUCCGGUGGCCGUAGAUUGAUUGUUGCUGCUAGUCCUCCAACUGAAGAUGCUGUCGUUGCUACUGAACCGCUUACCAAACAGGAUCUCAUCGAUUAUCUCGCCUCUGGUUGUAAGCCCAAGGAUAAAUGGAGAAUAGGUACUGAACAUGAAAAGUUUGGUUUUGAGCUUGGAAGCUUGCGACCUGUGAAGUAUGAACAAAUAGCAGAAUUGCUGAAUGCCAUUGCGGAGAGAUUUGACUGGGAAAAAAUAAUGGAAGGUGAUAACAUUAUUGGACUCAAACAGGGGAAGCAAAGCAUAUCAUUGGAGCCAGGUGGUCAGUUUGAACUUAGUGGAGCCCCUCUUGAAACCCUGCAUCAAACUUGUGCUGAAGUUAAUUCGCACCUCUAUCAAGUAAAAGCUGUUACUGAGGAAAUGGGAAUUGGAUUUCUGGGGAUUGGUUUCCAGCCAAAGUGGGAGCGCAAAGACAUACCUAUGAUGCCAAAGGGAAGAUAUGAGAUUAUGAAAAAGUACAUGCCCAAAGUUGGUUCUCUUGGGCUUGACAUGAUGUUCAGGACGUGCACUGUACAGGUCAAUCUGGACUUUAGUUCUGAAGCUGACAUGAUCAGGAAAUUUCGUGCUGGCCUAGCUUUGCAGCCUAUAGCAACAGCUCUUUUUGCAAAUUCACCUUUCACAGAGGGAAAGCCCAAUGGGUUUGUCAGUAUGAGAAGUCAUAUAUGGACUGAUACUGACAAGGACCGCACAGGCAUGCUGCCUUUUGUUUUCGACGACUCUUUCGGGUUUGAGCAGUACGUUGAUUAUGCUCUUGAUGUUCCAAUGUAUUUUGCGUAUCGGAAAAAAAAAUAUAUCGACUGUACUGGAAUGACCUUCAGGGACUUUUUGGCAGGAAAGCUUCCUAGUAUUCCUGGUGAAUUACCAACUCUUAAUGAUUGGGAAAAUCAUUUGACCACUAUAUUUCCCGAGGUCAGGCUAAAGAGGUAUUUGGAGAUGAGAGGGGCUGAUGGAGGACCUUGGAGAAGGUUGUGUGCUUUACCAGCAUUUUGGGUAGGUUUAUUGUACGAUGAGGUUUCUUUGCAGCGUGUUUUGGAUAUGACAGCAGAUUGGACUCUAGAAGAAAGAGAAAUGCUAAGGAAUAAGGUCACUGUAACCGGUCUAAAGACACCAUUUCGAGAUGGUUUGCUGAAGCAUGUUGCUGAAGAGGUUCUAGAGUUGGCAAAGGAUGGCUUGGAAAGAAGAGGCUUUAAGGAAUCAGGAUUUUUAAAUGCAGUAGCUGAGGUGGUUAGAACAGGUGUGACUCCAGCUGAGAGGCUUUUGGAAUUGUAUCAUGGAAAGUGGGAGCAAUCUGUAGAUCAUGUAUUUGAGGAAUUGCUUUAUUAA